This is a messenger RNA of Pimephales promelas (fathead minnow), 1251 nucleotides long. The record is from RefSeq and is a predicted model, not a curated record. NCBI's taxonomy places the organism in Eukaryota, Metazoa, Chordata, Actinopteri, Cypriniformes, Leuciscidae.
AUGUUCCUACAAAAGAAACAUGAGUCAUCCACGAACGAGCACCGUGCACUCUUUCAGGAGAGGAAGCUCUACAGCGCUGAGGCGACCAGGGAGAAAACACAGAGUCCGGCAGACCGCAACACAGACCGCAGGCAAAGUGAAGACUCGCUGGGUACAGCCGUCACACAAACACUGGAGAGCCGCUCGUCUCAAAGAGGUUCAAGAGAAAACCCAGAUGAACUGAGGAUUGUUCUGCUGGGAAAAACUGGAGUUGGGAAAAGUGCAGCUGGAAACACAAUCUUAGGUAGAAACGCAUUUACAGCAGAAACAUCUCAAGAGUCCGUGACUAAAGAGAGUCAGAGAGAAACAUCUGACAUCAACGGCCGACACGUUACUGUGAUCGACACUCCAGGACUGUUUGAUACUCAACUCACUAAUGAAGAGAUCCAGAAAGAAAUCAGACACUGCAUCUCCAUGAUCCUGCCGGGACCGCAUGUGUUCAUCAUUGUGCUCAAUUUAGGACAACGGUUCACUCGAGAAGAAGCAACAUCAGUGAAGAUCAUCCAAGAGACGUUUGGAGAGAAAUCUUUAAUGUUCACCAUGGUGCUCUUCACCAGAGGAGACUAUCUGAAGGACAAAACCAUUGAUCAGUGUUUGGGAAAACCUGGAUCUCCUCUGAUGAACCUGAUCGAAGCGUGUGGAAACAGAUAUCAUGUGUUCAACAAUAAUCAGACUGGAGACCGAACACAGGUGUCUGAUCUACUGGAGAAGAUAGACCACAUGGUGAACGCAAACGGAGGGAGUUUCUACUCCUGUAAGAUGUUCAGAGAGAUGGAGAGAGAACAACAAGAACAACAGAUGAAGAUCCUGAUGGACAGAGUCAGAGAAACAGAAGAACUGGUGAACAAACUAGAAGAAGAGAAAGAGAGAAUGAAGAUGAUGAUGGAGGAAGAACGACAGAAUCAUGAAGAAGAGAGAAAGAGAAGAGAAGAGGAACUCAAAAGAGAAAUAAGAGAACAAGAGAAACGAGAGAUACGAGACGAGAUGAGACGAGAACGAGAGAAAUUUAAACAUGAAAUAGAGGGAACGAGACAAGAAAAGGAGAAAAUAAAAACAGAAAAAGACCAAUUACAGAUAGAAAUAGACAAACUGAUGAACAAAAUAGAAAAUGACAGACAGGAUCAUGAAACUGAGAGAAAGAGAAGAGAAGAAGAGUUUAAUGAGAGAGAAGAACAAUAUAAAAGAGAAAUGAAAGAGAAAGAAGAGAACUGA